This is a messenger RNA of Suillus fuscotomentosus, 758 nucleotides long. Its product is annotated as transcription initiation factor TFIID 23-30kDa subunit-domain-containing protein. NCBI's taxonomy places the organism in Eukaryota, Fungi, Basidiomycota, Agaricomycetes, Boletales, Suillaceae. The record is from RefSeq and is a predicted model, not a curated record. Gene Ontology annotation, molecular function: RNA polymerase II general transcription initiation factor activity; promoter-specific chromatin binding. Gene Ontology annotation, biological process: transcription initiation at RNA polymerase II promoter. The coding region runs from base 110 to 652 and encodes 180 amino acids. The transcript is spliced from 4 exons. Gene Ontology annotation, cellular component: SAGA complex; nucleus; transcription factor TFIID complex.
GAUUGAGUACAAAAGUAAAAUUUGCAUGUGGGAAGAUUUUAUACUGCCACCAUCUUGCCUGGCUAACUCCGACAGGCUUCUUCCGGCGCUCGCUGUAACAUCGUAGAUCAUGUCGACCCCAGCAGCAUUUGCAGACUCGCCAACAGCACAAUCCCAGCCUUCUCCUUACACAUACUACCCCCCGGGAACCUUUCCUGAUGUAUCUCAGCCCCAGUCCUCUCAAACCGCUACUACGGCUCCAGGCUCAAGCUCCUCUACAACCGCAACAACUCAACCACAAUCCCGUCAGGCAGCCGAGGAGGCCCGCAAGGAUCGUACCCUAGCUGAAUUCCUUGUUAUGCUUGAUGAUUAUGAACCCCUGAUUCCCAAUGAAGUAACAGACUACUAUCUCCAGAGGGUAGGAUUUGAAUGCGAAGACGUGCGGCUAAAACGCCUGCUUUCCCUAGCCGCGCAGAAGUUCGUAUCCGAUAUUGCUGCCGAUGCCUACCAGCAUGCUCGUAUACGUACGAACGCCGUUGGUGGCCGCGCUCGGGGCCCCCUUACUGGACCAGGGUCAAAGGAUAAGACAAGGACCGCGCUAACCAUGGAUGACCUGAGUGCCGCGUUGGCCGAGUACGGCAUUAAUGCAAAAAAACCAGAAUUUUAUCUGUGAGCAUGCAGAGGAGUUGCGUUUUCACUGUCACUUGUUCCAUGUAUUCUAGAUAGUAGCAAGCACAAUAAACCAAUGGCAAGUGCUAGUGAAAGGGGAAACACUAUGA